AUACAUUGUCCCUUAGAGAUACCGACUUAUAUCCAAAUUCAGUUUAGAAACAGGUUGUCUUUGAUGUAACGUUAGUGGCAUAGUUAGCUGGUGAGGCACCUAGCAUCGUCGAUCACAAAAUGUUGUUGGAUGUUUUACAAGGAGCAGAUGCAGGAACUUUCAUCAUAUUUCUAGGUAACUGUUAUUGUUGAAUAAGAGCUGUGUUGCUUUACGCUGAAGCAUAUGCACCCUCCGACUUGAGACAGCUUAUGGCAUUUACGUCAACUCAACUGCAGGCUAACUUGGACUUGCAAACGGCAUUCUCUCCCUCACUGUCGAAAAAUGGACACUGCCAAUUUUUCGGGUCGCUCCCUACUUAAGAGUUAUAUAAAUACUGCACUGAAACGGGAAGACGUGGUCCAUGUGCUUGAGUUCGAAGUGAGCGAGGAGGAACUGCGUGAUGGCUUGGACAGUCAGUGUGGCCGAAGGAUGCAUUUCCAUGGUGGAUUUGCAGACCCUUUGGGCUGGAUGAAGCGUUCAUCAUUCAACGUUCAUCAAUUCAUCUCUCAGGAUUUAUCAACCCUUCUUACACAAACACAGCAAUCCAGAUCUGCAGUCUUGGUCAUUGACUCCCUCUCAUGGCUUCUGAGACACCUUGAUCCUGUAGUUGUCUGCCAACGAUUGCAAGAGCUAAAGAGAGGGGGUGCUGUUAAAACCAUCAUAGGGCUACUGCACUCUGACCUGCACCAGACUAGUGUGGUGGAAAGUGUCUGCCACUUGGCCUCCACAGUCAUCUCACUGGCACCCUGGACGAAGGGGCCGUGGGCUUUAGCCAAGACAACAAAACGCACAAAAUCAGGAAAAGUUCUUCAAGAGGAAGAGCUCUUUAGUGUCCAGGAGGAUCUGACCAUCACUGUGCACAGCAAAGUCAGCCAUGCCGUGCCGACACAGGCAGAGCCUGACUCUGAGGCCGAUCCGACAGCCAACCUCACCUUUAACCUUCACCUGUCAGAAAUGGAGAGAGAGGCUAAAGAGAAAGUGGCCUUACCCUUUGUCUUCAGUCACGAAAAAAAAUCUGCUCUACUCAAUCCGGGACAAGGAGCAGGUCGAAUUCUGUAUGAGCCAGAUGAAAAUGAUGACUUUGAUCAAGAAGAUCCUGAUGAGGACCUUGAUGUCUGAGGAUGCACACAGGCAAAAAUGACCUUGUUAUAUUUAAAAUAUGAACUUAACCAGGGCAUGUACCAGUAAUGAGUUUGUACCAUGAUGAACAGUUGUUACUGAAGAUCCCAAUGGUUUCCCCUCCUGGCUGAUGUGGUAGCAAACUGGAUUUUUUUUUUUUUUUAUUACUAUUAUUAUUAUCAUUAUUAUUAUUCUAGCUGUAGAUCACCACAUGAUGGUGCUGUGCUUCAUAGUGAAGGCAUUUGCCAUAUUUCAUUCAUUUACCACAAGUGAUGUUUAUGAUUUUCCCAGAUGGCUAAAAUGUUUUUUAGAAUACUGGCAAAGGGUCUGCUGAUUAUUAAGUAAAUCUGCUUUGUGGAAAGCCCUCCUGCAGUCUGUAACCUGCGUUGUAGUUGGGAACAAACCUGUAGAAGUUUAUUUUGCCACGGAAGUCUAUAUCUUGAGUCAGAGGAUAUGUUAUUCAGUUUAUGUAUGUAAUCAGCAAUAUCCAACUGUUGACAUCCUGAAUGAAAACUGAUGUUUUGCGCCAGUAUCAAGAAUUAUGUUUGGGAAUUCUGUACCCCAAUCCUAAGUGCCAAUUCUUUCAUUUUAGGAUUUGAAGGUGUCAGAACGGCAACUCAAAUUAUACAGUAUACUUUUUCUGCUUCA
Alosa alosa (allis shad) is the source of this 1806-nucleotide messenger RNA. It is a transcript of the gene elp5, whose product is annotated as elongator acetyltransferase complex subunit 5. NCBI's taxonomy places the organism in Eukaryota, Metazoa, Chordata, Actinopteri, Clupeiformes, Clupeidae. Gene Ontology annotation, biological process: tRNA wobble uridine modification. The record is from RefSeq and is a predicted model, not a curated record. The transcript has 8 exons. Bases 322 to 1158 code for a protein of 278 amino acids. Gene Ontology annotation, cellular component: cytosol; elongator holoenzyme complex; nucleus. Gene Ontology annotation, molecular function: tRNA binding.